GGUAUUUAAGAGAGCUCUUGAUACAAGAUCUGCAUCAGUUUUUCUUGUUUUCCAUUCAGUGAUCAGUGUAUUAUUCGAAAAUGUUAUUUCAAAUAAUUUUUGUUUGCAUUCUGUUGAGUUAUACAAGUGCACAAGCUCCACUUACGAAGCAAUACAAAUUUGAAACUUACUUCAAGGCGAAUUGGUUUGAUGCAUAUCUAUUUUGUCGUGACCAUGGCAUGCAACUGGCAACUAUAAACACACCUGAAGAACACGAAGCUAUUGCUCGAAACCUGCCAAAAACUAAUACGUAUCCAGUUGAAUAUGAUGACUACUGGUUAUCUGGCACGGACUUGGCUAAAGAAGGUUAUUACAAGUGGUUUUCAACGGGCAAAGCUAUGUCAUAUGUAGCAUGGGAAUUGACACCCAAUCAGGAUCCGUAUUCGGCUACAGUCGAUGAUGUCGAAGAUUGUGUUUUUUUCCAUGGUGUCGGUCAAAGAUGGUUGUCUACAAACUGCACCACUUUGAAUUACUUUAUAUGUGAAACUGUUUAGAGUGGAACUGGACAAAGAGAAACGAGUACAGUAGUAAUAAACAACAAUAAACAUAAUUUUUGUCAGCAUAUCAA
Bradysia coprophila is the source of this 607-nucleotide messenger RNA. RefSeq names its product C-type lectin mosGCTL-1-like. Lineage: Eukaryota; Metazoa; Arthropoda; Insecta; Diptera; Sciaridae. Gene Ontology annotation, biological process: biological process involved in interspecies interaction between organisms. The record is from RefSeq and is a predicted model, not a curated record.